UGCUAUACUCACAUGUCUGGACUGUUGCGAUCUCUAUAGCACGUCUCCGGUCACUAAGGAGGAGCACUCCGUCGUAGAUGCAAAGACACAUGACUGAUAUGAGUGGACACUGACCUCACCUGCCACAUUUCUUCUCUCUGUAUCUCUCCAGGAUCAUCUGUGGUUCUCUCUUCUUCUGUCACACCGACGAACAGGAUCCUAUUCGCAGAUCCCACCAGGUGUUUGUCGCACUGAUUCUGUCUGAGAGACUCUUCUGGGCUCUGAACCCUCCUCCUAAACACACCACCAAUCAUCACUGGAGUCCAGCACCAACUACACAGGAGUAAGGAGUGACCCCCUCCUCUCUGGUUCAGAUGGCAGACGGUCGGCAACCUGAGGACAGCGCCCCCCAGUGGUCAACGCCGGGAGCCCAGGGCUCAUCCUCCCCAGGUGGGCAUGGAGAGAAUGGCUUCUCUUCCUCCUACAGGGCUUGCCAGCCAGGUGGUGCACAUGCUGGUUCUGCCACUGCCUAUGCCAAAGAGAAUGGUUUCAACGGAGAUCUAACCUCUGGACACGCUGUGACUGCGGAACAAGUGUCAGCGCGGAUCGUGCAGGAGGUAACAGCUGAAGCGGUCGCGGUUCUCAAAGGAGAGCAGGAGCUGAAUCCGGACUCUGCCGUCAGGCUGCCCUCAGUGGAAGACUCUGCAAACCUGCCGCCCUCUCCUCCACCGUCUCCGGCAGCAGAGCAUUUUGGACCGCUGGAACAAGAUGUAGGGGAUGAGGAGGAAGCAGGUCCUCUCCGCCGCUUCCAAAAUUCUCGCGAGAGGUGCAAGUUCCUCGCCCCCUCCAUCUCAGUGUCUGUGCCUGAGGAUGACCCCUACCACUCUGAUGAGGAAUACUAUGAACACCCUUUAUUCAGCCCAGAGUGGACGCGCUCGGGCUCUCGCCCCCCAGGGCAGGCCGCCGCGUUUAGACAGAUCGAAGAAGAGGAGACCAUAGAGAGUCUCUCAGCUGCGGAGGAGGAAGAGGAGGAGACUUCGGAAGCCGCAGCAACAGCAGCAGCUCUAGAGGAACAGGAGGAGGAAGAGGAGGAAGAGGAGGAGCAGUGGAGUGGGGAGGAGCCUGAACAGGAAUCCCCAUCCGAGCUCCCAGAACGGGCAGAGGUCAUAGGCGAGGCCCAGGCUCUGCCCGGCCUGCAGUCCGAGGUUCAUACACAGGCAGCUAUAGCUGCCAACAAGGCCCCUAAUGGGCGAGUUGAGGAGGCAGGGGGGCAUGAAAGCCCUGCAGAAGCUUUGAAGAUGGAAGCGGAGAGGACAGAUCCCAUUGGCAUGGACUUCACUGAAUCUGCAAUGCACCUAGAUGAUCUCCCAUCCUACGAGAGUCUUGCCAGAGACACAGAUAUGCCAGAAAGCCCCUUUGCUAAAACAUAUCCCAUGCGGGAUUUUGAAUUGCCUCCAAGUGGCCUGGGUCAUGCCAAAGAACCUUUAGAAGCUCCAUUGGAAAGGCCUGAUGGGCAGAGUUGUGACGUGAUAGAGCCUUUAACCGAAAAAACAUGUGACUUAAGCAAUAUACACAAGACUGAAUCAGGUCAUGCACAAGACAAACAAAUGGAAGUCACAGCCAUGGCAAAACCUGAUGAACUAGAAGGGGACAUGAAGGACAAAUCUGGAAUGUCUGCUUAUUUUGAGACCACUACAAUUAAGACCGAUGCUGCCAGGUCUCAAGGGGAAGGUUAUUAUGAGCUGAGUACUACAUCGGAGGAGCAGAAAGUCUCUCUUGGUAACCUCCCGCUUCCUGAAAUCAGCUACAGUUCCCUAGCUCAAACACAGUUCUUGGAAGUCAAUCCGGAUCUUUCAAAAAGUACUGCAGACACAAUUAAGACUACUUCACCGGUAGACAGAAGAGAUGACAGUAGGCUGUCUCCUGGAAAACUGGCUCUAGAGCAGAGAAGCUACUCUUUGAAUAUCACCAUUGGUGCAAUGGAUCAUGAUGUCCAAGGGCGACCCAGGAACUUCUCUCCGUUAGCUACCGACAUCAUGUCUCAUACUAGCGGGAGCCUUGACGAAUCUGCUGAUUAUCUUCCUGCCACCACUCCGUCAGUGGAUAAAAUACCUCAAUUUCCUUCUACGAUCAUGGAGACAACUACUCCAUCAUCUCCACCUGCCCAAACCACAGUCAGUGAUGGCAGUAAGAGUCCACAAGCUGAGUCCCCAGAAUCACCUGUCCAAGUGAAGGGCUUUUACAAGAACGGCACAGUCAUGGCCCCAGAUCUGCCUGAAAUGUUGGAUCUGGCCGGAUCGCGAUCAAGGCUAGCAUCUGACAAUGCUGAUCCAGAAAUGUUGAGGAGGAAGUCUGUUCCUAUGGACAUGACUUCUAUGGUGAGUGAUUCCUUAGAAUAUUUACUGAAAAGUGAGCCGAGUCAAAUGGCCGCAAAGAGGGAAAUGCAACUGGAGGAGCAAGGUUAUUGUGUCUUUAGUGAAUACUCUGGUCCUAUGCCAUCCCCUGCAGAUGUGCACAGUCCAAUGGAUACUUCUCCUCAUAUCUUUAACACUGUGAUUUCAGAGGAGAAGGAACUUGGUUUUGUUGGUGAAAGGGAGUGUUUGUGGUCUGAUGAUCUGAAGACAGAAGAGUUAGUUGCACCACAAGUAAAAGAAGAAGAAGUAAUGCGAAGUAAGGAAGAUUCAUUUGAAAGAGAGAGUGCAGUUGCUGAAAAAUCUACUACUGAGACUCAGCAAGAUAAAGUUGAUCCCUUCAAGGCUGAAACUUUGCAAGAAAUUAGUGUAACGUCACCUGAAAAUGAGAACGAACACUUAGACAAACAAAUUGAAACUUUUAUUACCCCAAAGGUGACUGUUACUCUGGAAGAUGCAAAGCCUGACCUUGAUGCUAUAUUUGCAGCUGAAACAGAAGCCGAAAUAGCUGACUACGAGAGGCAAAUACGCAAAUUAGAAAUGGAGGACCGCCCUUUAAGCAUGGAGGAGGAAAGAGAGCUCCAAGAGCUCAGAGAGAAGGUUAAGAAUAAACCAGACCUUGUUCACCAGGAAGCCUAUGAAGAGGUUGAUGCGGAAGAUGUGUAUCAACUCACUGGAGUUGCGAAGGACAGGAUUGCCAGACCUCUCAGACCAUCCCCAGCAUCUUCAGUAGAAAGUGCUACAGAGGAGGAGAAAAUCCACAUUGUUGAGACUGAAAAACCUAAAUCACCAGAGGUUCUAAAAGCAGAUCCUAAUAGAUUAUCCCCCGUUGGAUCUUUUGAGAAGUAUUUUAGAGAGGAGAGGCCUUCUGAGCAGGAGGUAAAGCAGAAAGACACAGUGGAAUCCCUCAAGGAGAAAGCUGUUGAGGAGCAACCAACACCAGCUUUUUCAAAGACAGAGGAGAAACCUUCUGAGCAACAGGUAAUUCAGAAAGAUACUAUCGUGGAGUCCCUUGAAGAAAAACCUGUGGAGGAGCAACCUCACCCAGUACCUUCAGAGACAGCGGAGGCUCCUGUAGACACCACUGUAAUUCAAGAAAUUGAGGAAGAUGUUGAAAUUGCUGAGGAGCCUGAAGAGAUCAUCCCAGAAACAAAACCAGCCCUAGAAGAGAAACCAGUGGCAGACAAAUUGGAGCCAGAUGAGAUUGCAGUAGAGAAAGAUGAGGUUAAUGUUGUUGAGAAUGAAGAACUUGAGGAGGAAUUAUUGGAAGGAGCCAAGGCAGCAGAGGACAUUGUUGAGUCUCGAGCUGCAAUUGAGUCAGUUGUGAUGGUGGAAGAUGAUUUCAUUACAGUGGUGCAGACCAUUGAUGAAGGAGAGGUCUCUGGACACAGUGUACGCUUCUCGGCCCCCAAUGAAGAGGAACGUCCAAAACUCCUCGAUGAAGAAGAGGAGGAGGAGUCUGUGGAGAUGGCACAAGAAGUUGAAAUAGAGGCUGCAAGUGUAGAAGAAAUUGUAGAUGUCCCAGAGCAAAAUGAGCCUCCAGUUUGUCCAGUUAAAGAGAUAGAAAUACAAGAGAGUGAAGCACCAUCUCAAAGCUAUGAUGACUACAAAGAUGAAACUACCAUUGAUGACUCCAUUUUAGACAGCUCCUGGAUGGACACGCAAGCAGACGAUGAUAAGAGCUUAGCAACUGAGAAGAUUGAGCCUCUACCCAAAGCCAGCCCUGUCAAGAAACCGCAUGCAGAGAAACCGGUCAAACAGAAAACUAAGGGCAGCAGGGUCAAAGGACGAAUCAUGACCCCUGAGCGUAAACAUGUUCGCAAGGAGCCGGUGCCCAUCCAGAAAGAAGAGAUGAAGAAGAAAAAAGCUGUGAUUAAGAAGCCUGAUUUCACAAAAAAAUCUGAUAUUCAGACGUGCUCUCCUUCGCGGAAGGGUGUUGUAAAGACUACCGUAAGGCACCCUAGACCUACCCAACAUCACGCGUGUGUUAAGCGGAAACCCACAGUAUCUGCAGAUGGACGACUGCCCUUCAGUGUGGCCAGGCACUCCAGAGAUCGGGCAUCUACCUCCAAUUCCACAACACUAACAAAGAUCCCCACCUCUAAAAUGCGGGCAGCGGCCUUGGUGCCAGCCCGACCUUACACCGUCUGCUCCUCCAAUAAAAACAGCCCAAUGGGGGAGGGGGAUCUUAAUGAGCCCCGCCCUUCUUCAGCGGGUCAACAAGUUUCAGUAAACGUACUUGUAGUUAAGGAUGGUGGAUCUCGGAGCCCAGAGAAGAGGUCGUCCCUGCCACGGCCAGCAUCCAUACUUACUCGCCGCCAACAUACAGGUGACCAUGAGGAGAGCUCCACUUCUAUCACCAGCUCUGGGUCCACAGCACCACGCAGGCCAACAUCGUUCCGUACUGAAGUCAGAGCAGAGCACAGGACAGGCAGGUCUUCUAGUAUGACAGGCACAGAGGCUGCUCGCUCCCGCUCUGUUGGCAACUCCACACCCCGUACACCCGGCUCAACUGCCAUCACUCCUGGCACCCCUCCAAGUUACUCCUGCCGUACCCCAGGGACACCUCGUACUCCAGGCACCCCUAAAUCCCUCAGCCUGCUGUCCCAGGAAAAGAAAGUGGCCAUCCUCCGCACACCUCCAAAAUCCCCUGCCACUACACCCAAACAGCUGCGCAUCUUAAACCAGCCGCUUCCUGACCUCAAGAACGUCAAGUCCAAGAUCGGUUCUACUGACAACAUCAAGUACCAGCCCAAAGGGGGCCAGAUUCAAAUUUUAAACAAGAAGCUGGACUUAGGUCACGUAUCGUCAAAGUGCAGAUCCAAGGAUAAUCUGAAGCAUUCACCUCAGGGAGGCAAUGUGCACAUUCCGACCAAUAAGAUUGACCUAAGUCAUGUGACCUCUAAGUGUGGAUCAUUGGACAACAUCCGCCACAAGCCAGGGGGCGGUAAUGUGCGCAUUGGGAGCGUGAAGCUGGACUUUAGAGAAAAGGCCCAUGCAAAGGUGGGUUCACUCGACAAUGCCCACCACACUCCCGGAGGAGGACAGAUACAGAUCGAAAGCCAUAAGCUGAUGUUCCGGGACACGGCAAAAGCACGGGUGGAUCACGGGGCGGAUAUUGUGAUUGAAACGGCUGGGCUGUCGGGCGGUACCUCCCCCCACCGUCACAGCCACAUGUCCUCAUCCGGAAGCAUCAACAUGCUUGAGUCGCCACAGCUGGCCACACUGGCGGAGGAUGUGACCGCCGCCCUGGCUAAACAGGGCUUGUGAAUCCUCACCUCAAUGUCUAGUAACAGUCUCUUUUCAAUAUAUCUGCUCAAUCCACAAUAAUCCCCUUCAGUGGUUUCAUGGUUGGCACAUGCUCCCUCUGGUAUUAAUGGAAGACACUACAUUCUCUUUCCAUACGUCUCUAAAAAAUCUCCAUUCAGCUCUUCAACAGCCUCGCAGAACCCUGUUGUGACUUUACCUACGAAACGUAAAAAAAUGAAUUUCUCUGUUUAUUUUUUGUUCAUUUGAAUGAAUAAUGACUUAGCUAGAAAGGUACCAGUGCUUUUAUUACCCAUGUUACAUGUUUUUAUGAUUGUGUAUAGACAGUGGCCUCGAAUUCUGGACUAGGGUCAGCUUUCGGUGUGUUGUGUAAUGUUGGCAGGACCACGAGUCUUAAGUUUUACACCGAAAUAAGGUGCGAUGAUUCCACGCUGCACGUUUUUUUGCCCCAUUCAGUGCAUGGACUUAAAAACACACAUCUCAAUGCAAGUCACCGGAACUCAAACAUGAUAUACGAUAUAAGGGAAUAUAUUUAUACAAAUACACAAGCCGUCAACAUCUCAUGCGCAAUUGAAUAGGAAAAAAAAGCAGUUACUCCUUCGAUAACGUAUCUGUACAAUUGCAUUAUUAAAAGAAAACCUAGAUAGAAUGACAAGCAUGUAUUCUAGUACACAAAAGAGGCUAUUUUGUAUUUCGAGGGAUUUUAGUAAGUUAUUUGCUGAAAACAUUGGAUAAAAUGAACACAUCACGUUUUGUAGACUCUAGCGAUGAUGUUAAGCUUGUAUAUUCAUUUAAAAAACUGGACCGACAUUACCCAAGAGGUCCUUGGUACAACCCUGCCUUUGCUCUUGUUAAAAACAUGGGUUUCGUGGAUCUUUGUUGGUACACAGUUUAACCAGAUUUGUGCUUUGAUUUACUGUACACAUGAUGGCUACAUCACAAAGUGUGUUGUGUUAUUAAUUCAUACAAUGGACAAGAACUGUAGAAACGUGAAUGAUGGAAAUACCAACGCAACUAUGCGUCUGGUAUAUAACUGCUUUAAAUCUGCUGUCUUGAAGUGUGAACCACCUACCGCUGUCUUUCAGAGGAAAGAUGUAAGUGGGUCUUUUGUAUAAGCAUCUGUCCGGGAGUGAUGGGUGUUGCUGGUCCCCAUUUAAUUCUUAAAUGAAGGCAGCAACUAUUUGGGUAGUUUAGUUUGGUCAUCCUUAGGCCCUGUGUUUGUCUGUUGAAUUCUGCUUGAAUGCUUCUUUUUUGUCGUUCGAGUGAAUUUGAAAGCGGAAAAGGAAACGCAAUGCAAAACUUUGAUGAAACAAGCUAAAAAAGGAUACUCACUCAGCUUGCAUCUGUUUGAACACAGUACUCCAGUAUAUUUUUUCUCGUCAUUUGUGGCUCUCCCCAUUUUCUCUCAAACAGCUGUCAUUUGUAGGCUUCAGUGUUUCUUGCCCCCCGAGCCUUACCCACCCUGCCCUUUUUCCCACAGCUACUGUAAAUGUAUUUAAAAGGUCACAUAGAUGUAUGCAGUUUUUCUCCUGUUGGUAUGAUACGGAUUAUAAAUGCCCUUAACAGUUAUGACAAUAAAAAAAUACAGAAAAUUA
Triplophysa dalaica is the source of this 7252-nucleotide messenger RNA. RefSeq names its product microtubule-associated protein 2 (gene map2). The record is from RefSeq and is a predicted model, not a curated record. Gene Ontology annotation, cellular component: neuron projection. Gene Ontology annotation, biological process: neuron projection development; microtubule cytoskeleton organization. The transcript has 19 exons. Bases 354 to 5660 code for a protein of 1768 amino acids. NCBI's taxonomy places the organism in Eukaryota, Metazoa, Chordata, Actinopteri, Cypriniformes, Nemacheilidae. Gene Ontology annotation, molecular function: microtubule binding.